UUCAAAAUUUUGUCCUUUUUUUUGAUCUUUCACUUUCAUUCUUCAUCUUUUUCUAGCAAUUUUCAUACUCUCAUUCAACAAUAUAUAAUAUGAACUCUUUUUUGACAUUCAAUAUAUAGAACUCUUCUUCACCUAAAAAGGAAAAAAAAAAUUAUUAUUACUGCAAAACACUCUAAUUCAUUGCAUUAACCGAUUUAUAUAAAGAGCUUCACGGGAUAACUGCUUCUGUACAACCAUCAAUGGCGGAAGUUGAAGUGCAAAGUUCAGAAGCAGAUAGCUCUAAUACUACUUCCUCUGUUUCUUCUUCUUCGUCGUCUUCGUUGUCCUUCAAUUCCAUGCACAAAUCGGUUUUUGAUUCGUCAAACAAAUUGCCGGAAGAGAAGAAACGGCGGACAAAGGGAACGAAGAAACAGAAGUCUAUUAAUAAUAAUAGUGAGAGUAGACAUCAAAUUUACAGAGGAGUUAGGAUGAGAAGUUGGGGAAAAUGGGUAUCUGAAAUUCGCGAACCGAGGAAGAAAUCACGUAUUUGGCUUGGUACUUAUCCUACAGCAGAAAUGGCCGCUAGGGCACAUGAUGUUGCAGCGGUGAGUAUAAAAGGAAAUUCCGCCAUUCUCAAUUUCCCUCAUCUAAUCGACUCGUUGCCUCGUCCAUUGUCAAAGUCACCUAGAGAUAUUCAAGCUGCUGCUGCCUUAGCAGCAUCAAUGAGGGACCCACCUUCUUCAUCCUCAUCGGCCUCAUCCUCAAUAACAACAACAAUAUCAACAACAAUAUCAGCGGGAUCUGAAGAGCUCUGUGAGAUUAUUGAACUGCCUAAUUUAGAAGAAAGUGACGAUUCGAAAACUGAUUUAACGCUGAGUGAAUCGGUUGAAGGAUUACUGUACUCGCCGUGGUGGGCAGAUCAUAGUACAGAUUUUUGUGGUUAUUUUCUGGAGCAGUCUGCAGCUGGUGCUGGAGAAAGUUUAAUUUCUUGCAGCUUUGAGACACUGAAAUGGGCUUGUUAAAAGCUGAUCAUAAUGGAGCUUUUAGGACUCACAACUCUGGGCUUUGCUCUGUUUUUUAAUCUUUUAAUUAUGGAUCUUUUUUAAUAUCUGUGGAAUAGUAGUGUUACUUAAUUAGUAAAUAUACUUAAAUAUCAGUUUAGUUGUGCAUAAACAUAAUUUUAUUUUAUUUUUACUGUUUUUUAUACAUUUGAUUAUAGAAGAAAUAUGUUUAAUAUUA
Molecule: messenger RNA, 1218 nt
Organism: Solanum pennellii
Lineage: Eukaryota; Viridiplantae; Streptophyta; Magnoliopsida; Solanales; Solanaceae
Product: ethylene-responsive transcription factor TINY
Exons: 1
Coding region: 240-1001 (253 amino acids)
Biological process (GO): regulation of DNA-templated transcription
Molecular function (GO): DNA binding; DNA-binding transcription factor activity
Source: RefSeq, a predicted model, not a curated record